AUGGAAGAGCUGAAGCUGAGGUUUGGCACCGUUGGCGGCCGUGAGUCCACUAACUAUGACGAUGGCUACGAGAGUUAUGAGCAGCCAGUCUUCCCCCGGCUGGGGCCCAGCUUCAUCAAGCCGGCGCGGAAGUUCAGCACCACGGGCACCAUUUUCACAGCCACCACCCGCAUCGAGAGCAUCCGCAGCCUGGCCAACUCCUCGAUGUGCUCCACAGGUCUGGCUAGCCAGCAGCUGAGCCGCCGCAGCUCGUACUCGGACUGGGAGUCGGUGAUGGAGGCAUUCGAGGCGCAAGACCGAAAGGCAAUGCUCUCCCGGAUCUUUGUGGAUUGGCACAGGCAGGUGCAGGCGUCCAAGAUUGCGCAGGCACAGGCAGAGCUGGCUGGCUCCAACAAUCUUGUGGACUUCCUCUCCUCCGCAUUGGUGGAACCUAUGGGCCCAGAGGAGCCGUAG
This is a messenger RNA of Effrenium voratum, 453 nucleotides long. The record is from the annotation of a GenBank genome assembly. Lineage: Eukaryota; Dinophyceae; Suessiales; Symbiodiniaceae.